Polistes dominula (European paper wasp) is the source of this 2707-nucleotide messenger RNA. RefSeq names its product RING finger protein unk (gene unk). The record is from RefSeq and is a predicted model, not a curated record. Lineage: Eukaryota; Metazoa; Arthropoda; Insecta; Hymenoptera; Vespidae. Gene Ontology annotation, molecular function: metal ion binding.
UCGUACGUCCGUGUGUGUGCGCGCGCGUUAGUCGCUAGUGUUGUGUCCAAGAUGAAGUCCGACUCUAAACCUUUGUUGACAGCUCAAGUGGAAAAGGCGAAUCAUUACACGUAAGUAGCGCCCGCCAGGCCGGUCUCGUGCUACGUGAGAGAAGUGAGAUAAAGAUCAAAGCCAGAAGUGCGUGACCCAAAGUGGAGUGCGAGAAAAAAAGAUAGAGAGAGAACAGAGAAAGAGAUAGGAGAGAUAGAGAGAGAGAUAGAGAGAGAGAGAGAGAGAGAACCGCGAGCAGCGCGGCUACGACGCGCGCGUCGACAAAAAACUCCACGAAAUAAUGUGUAGCUCUGUGGAUUCGCAUUCCAGAUACUUGAAGGAUUUUCGCGUCGAACAAUGUCCCCUCUUUAUACAGCGCAAAUGUACACAGCACCGUCCCUUCACGUGCUUCAACUGGCACUUUAUGAACCAGCGGAGGCGCAGGCCGGGGAAAAAGAAGGGCGGCACCUUCAACUAUAGUGCUGAUAAUUAUUGUACCAAGUACGACGAAACUACCGGUAUAUGCCCGGACGGAGAUGAGUGCCCAUUUUUACAUCGUACUGCUGGUGAUACUGAGAGACGUUAUCAUCUUCGCUAUUACAAAACAUGCAUGUGUGUUCAUGAUACAGACACACGUGGUUUUUGUGUUAAAAAUGGACCUCAUUGUGCCUUUGCGCAUGGCAAUCAUGAUAUACGACAACCUGUGUAUGAUAUCAAAGAAAUGCAAGCAUUGGAAAAUCCAGAUACAGAUCCCAAUUCUUCGUCCAAUGGACCAAACAUUCUUGAUAAGGAACGAAACUUGAUGAAUGAAGAUCCAAAAUGGCAGGAUACAAAUUAUGUACUUAGUAAUUAUAAAACGGAACCUUGUAAACGACCUCCAAGACUUUGUCGUCAGGGUUAUGCUUGUCCACAAUAUCAUAACAGUAAAGAUAAAAGGCGUAGUCCACGAAAAUACAAAUAUAGAUCAACACCAUGUCCAAAUGUAAAACAUGGAGAAGAAUGGGGAGAACCUGGAAAUUGUGAACAAGGAGAUGCCUGCACGUAUUGUCAUACCCGUACAGAACAACAAUUUCAUCCUGAAAUUUACAAAUCAACUAAAUGCAAUGAUGUACAACAGGCUGGUUACUGUCCACGUGGAGUCUUCUGUGCAUUUGCGCAUGUUGACCAAGAAAUGAGUCUGGCGAGGGACAUGGCGGUACCCAUAGAUUGCGGCACAAAUUUAGCAGAUAUACUCAAUAAUGCUUUACCACCUGAUAAGCGCAGUCAUGACAAGGAUAAACCUCUUAGCGAUAGUAGUAAUGGAAGUGGUGAAGUAUCUGAAUCUGCGAGUACUAGUAGUCUUGGUAGUAAUAGCUCACAUAGUAAAGCUCCUGGUGCUCAACUUCAUAAUUCCAGUUCUAACAAUGCUGUGAAUGUUUCUGCCCAACAGAAACUUACUAGUAUGCUUUACAAUCCUGGUUCUCUUUUACAAGCUGGUGAAAUAAGAAAACAAAUGGUGGCUAUAGACAGUGAUCCAUUAUUAACAAAAGCUGAAAAGACUCAACAAAAACAAAAUCUGUUUAUCACUUAUAAUUUGAAUGGAACCUUAGGGAGUCACUCAUUGGCAACAACCGUAUCACCACUAUCUAAUUCAUUUUAUCCAAAUGACACUGUUGAAUCUGUAAUAGGAAACGCAUUAGAUGAAUUACAUUUAGACGAUCCACUAAAUUUAGUAGAAUCAAUUCAUAGGGAUACUAAUUCUCCAAUUAGUAAUUCAAUAUCAGCGGGUUUAGCAAGUUCAGGAUUACUGGGUAGUUCAGCUCCAGUAAAUAUUCCUGGAAUGACAGAACGAUCCGUUCUGACAAAUUUCUCUCCAUCUACUUCAAGUCCUCUUCAGCAAUUACAAUCAGCCGGUUUUCUCACUGGACACAGAUUUUCACAUCAGGAUUCUAUAGAUUCGACAAUGCCAUUUAUGAAUCAAGUUUCAGACCCAUUUAGCAAUCAUAUGUCUCAACUUAGUAGUUCAGCUUCUAAACUUAGUGGAUUUAAUAGUAGCCUAUUUGACUUUGCAAGCCAAGGAAUGUCACCAUCUCGUACACAACCUCUCCCAGCAUCUCCACUGGUUAGUUCAUUCUCCAUUAGUCCAAGUAACACAGGAUCUUUAUCUGAGGUGCAGAGACUCAGAGAAGAAUUGACUUCAAGUCGUGCCCAAUUAGCAGCUUGGGAUGAACGAAUUAAUCAAGCCAGAGCAGCUUGUGCAGCAUGGCAGUUAGAAAGUGAAGAAGCUAAAAGAAAAGCCAAUAUUGCUGAACAACAAAGAGAUGAGGCUUUAUUGCAAGUAAAAGCAUUACGUGUUGAAAAUGAAGCAGCCAGUGGUGGUCCAUAUUUGCAUACAUUGAGAAGAACUAGUGAACUCAGAUCACUUUCAAUAGCAACAUUAAAAUCAAUUCAAUCGCAACUUCGUUCGGAUCUUGAAGAAAUAGAUAAGGUGCUGUACAGAGAAACUGCAGCGAAGUGCAUGGUUUGUGAAGAACAAAAUCGUACUGUAACUCUUGCUUGUAAUCACUACGUGGUAUGCUCAACAUGCGCUCCAAAUCAGCGUGAGUGCCCGUAUUGCCAGACACCAGUUGUCUCUACAAGUUAGGUCCGAAAUUUUCAUUGGAAUAAUCCCAUUGUUAAUAUUUGCACUUUUUGCUUG